CUCCAGCUGCCCCCCCAAAGCAGGUCCCUCAUACGGAUUCUCCAUUAGCAGCUUUGUCAGUUUCUUCAGUUUAGGACGCCGCUUCCUCAGUUCCCAGUAGCUGUUACAAAAUCCCCAGAUCUACAACAGAGCAAUGGGCAACCUUCGCCCGCUCCUGGUUCAUAAUCGAUGCCAAGAUGCAGCCUCCUGGCAAGAUCGCCACCAUGUGUUCAGUUCGAUUACAGGGGAAACACAAACCGAUCUACCAUGCACUCAGUGACUGUGGAGACCAUGUAAUAGUAAUAAACACCAAACACAUAGCGUUCUCUGGAAACAAAUGGGAGCAGAAAGUCUACUCGUCACACACAGGGUAUCCAGGUGGAUUCAAACAACUCACAGCUGCCCAGUUGCAUCAAAAAGACCCACAAGCUAUUGUGAAGUUGGCUGUUUACGGCAUGCUGCCUAAGAAUCUACAGCGUCGCACCAUGAUGCAGCGACUACACAUCUUUCCUGAGGAUGAGCUGCCAGAGGACAUCCGAGCCAACCUGACGGAGGAGCUGCCUCAGCCCAGAAAGAUCCCCAAGAAACUCAACGAGUACACGGAGGAGGAGAUCGGCGCCUUCCCCAGGCUGUGGACACCACCUCAAGACUACAAGAUGAAAUGAAAUCAAAGCCGCCCGAGCAGACUUGAAGAUCUUCACAUUAACGUCUCACUGGACACUACCAGUUUCCUCACAUUUAUUUAGUAAGGGUAAAUGACCGAACCAGGAUUCUGAUAGUUAGAUCCAAACACACAAACACACUGAUUUCCUCUGUUCAGGUGAAUCAUUUCACCAGCAGCCGUUCUGGCUUCUUCUUUAAAGAGCAACUGGACUUUACUAAAUCGUAACAUCAACACAAACAUUUGUCACUUUUCUUGGUCUUCAGGCCUGAAUAAUCAGCCUGAGAUUUCCCCGGUCGGCUCUGAUCAGAGAAAGUCCGAUUCUGUGGGUUUUUCUGUGAUUAUAGAACCAUGAAAUGGAUCCGAUCCUGCUUUUCGAAGGGUUGUGGCUUUACAAGCAAACCCAAUUAAUGUGUUACCAUGACAACAUUCAGUCCUCUUUUUCGUUUUCCUCACUGUGGUAAAGAUUUCCAUGCUGUUGUCGCAUAAAUAUUGGUUCUUCUUAUUUGCAUUGUAAAAUAGGCUAAUAAACAAUUUAAUUAAAACACUCUUGUAAUGUUUUUUAAACAAUCAACCUUAAACACAAAGUUGGAGUCUCAUUACAGAUUUAUUGGUUAUAAAAGCAAACAAAAUACAAAAUAAAUAAGGGGCAUGUUGGUGAGACACAUUCCUUAUUAAGACUGUGUCAGUUCCACAGUUUAAAUGUCCAAAUAGACCGGGGCCAGUUCACAGCUGAACUUUUGCUUCAGUGCUCGUUUUUCGCAGGCUGCGGUGCAGGAGGGACAGAGGUGACACUGAUGGUUGAGUCUUUUACUGGAUCCAGGUGAGAAAACAGUUUCCACAGUGAACAGGCCCAACUUUGCAUAAGAACAAUAAACAAAGCAACACAAGACACAAACGAUGCUGAUUUGUCCUUUUAAAUCCCAACGAGUCUGACGAUCAAAACCCAGAACAGACAUAGUAACAGAUAUGGCUGCACAAAAUGUAACGGGGGGGCAGAUUUUCUCUGAAUGAAAAUAAUUUAAAAGAGAUUUGUUUUCCACAGUGUUAAGGUAAAUUAACAGAAAUAUGAUGCUCUGCCUUUCAUUUUAGUGGAUUCAUUCCCAUAGUAUUUCAGCCCAAAUAAGCAAAACUCAACACAAUACUGUAAUGGAGAAAUCACUUAAAAAACCCAUUUCAAUAUUCCUUUAACACAUUGAAAUAAGCGAUUGAAACAUAAUUCAUCGUUUUAUAAAAAGCAGCCUGUACAAAUGUCGCCAGCCCAACAUCCUCAAAGGUGUGGGUUGUAAAAUAAUAUUUCUAGUUGCAUGAAACCGAAACGAGAUGCACAUGUCCAGUUACACACUCACUGAUUGGCUCAAAGGAGACAUGCGGCUUCACACAACAUAAAAGACAAACCAUGAAGGGUUGAGUCCUGGAAUCAGAUGUAAGAUGGCAGGAAUCAGGUCUUACCUUUGCAUUACCACUGGAUGAUGCUAACAUAGAUCAGGCACUUUUCAGACCCCGUGUUUUUACAGAUAUCGUACAAGAGUCCACAGAGCUAUUUACACUGUCUCGCCUGCUGGAGAACCACACAGGGAGGGGGGGGGGGGCUUCUAACCCCAGGUUCAGAAGGGGGUCAGAUGUGCAUGUGUGCAGAUCCCAUAUCAUCUUCCAAAACUGAGAAGAAAAGGCUUCGAAAGGUUGAAACUCAGGGUUUGCAUCAAGGAUCCUUUUUUUUUUUUCCAGAUUAGAGGUGCAGGACAACAGGGCCAAAUAUCAUCAGUUUCACUAUCUUGUAAAGGUGUGGGAUACAUUUUUGGAACAAAAUAAGUUAACAGACCGCUAUAAGAGUGCGAGUGUACAUUCGUUUCAAAAUAAAGAUUUGCCCUUUUC
Molecule: messenger RNA, 2515 nt
Organism: Platichthys flesus (European flounder)
Lineage: Eukaryota; Metazoa; Chordata; Actinopteri; Pleuronectiformes; Pleuronectidae
Gene: mrpl13
Product: mitochondrial ribosomal protein L13
Exons: 7
Coding region: 177-644 (155 amino acids)
Biological process (GO): translation; negative regulation of translation
Cellular component (GO): ribosome; mitochondrial large ribosomal subunit
Molecular function (GO): mRNA binding; structural constituent of ribosome
Source: RefSeq, a predicted model, not a curated record